AUGCUUCUUCUGCCUGUGCCAGUGCCUGCACCUCAAUAUUUUAGGCACAUGCCAGUCAUGUCCGCUGGAUAUUUUAUAAGAGCAGCUUUGGCUGCUUAUGAAGAACGCGAAAUGCCAAGGCUUAAAAAAGAAAAUCCUGGUUUACGUUAUACACAAUUGAAUGAACUUUUAUUUAAAAAUUUUCAGAAAUCGCCAGAAAACCCCUUCAAUCAAGCAAAUAUUAUUCAGUAUAAUAGUUCUAGAGAAGAGCAAAAGAAUUUAAUCGAGACGACUAUAAAAAAUGUCGAAGAUCGAUUAAGGAUUUGA
Entrophospora sp. SA101 is the source of this 306-nucleotide messenger RNA. The record is from the annotation of a GenBank genome assembly. Lineage: Eukaryota; Fungi; Glomeromycota; Glomeromycetes; Entrophosporales; Entrophosporaceae.